Molecule: messenger RNA, 386 nt
Organism: Trypanosoma grayi
Lineage: Eukaryota; Euglenozoa; Kinetoplastea; Trypanosomatida; Trypanosomatidae
Exons: 1
Source: RefSeq, a predicted model, not a curated record
AUGCCCCCGACUGUGAAGCGUCGUGUCCUUGAGGACCCCAACAAUACAUGGAACCAUCAGCUCAUGCAGGCCUGUCUGCAGUACAACAUUGAGGAGGCGGAGGCGGUGCUGGCGAACGGCGCCGAUCCCGCUGCUGCGCGGGAGGAGGUGCCCUUCUACACGGAGCCGCUUCCCCCGCUCAUUGCGCUGCUGCUGCAGCAUGGCCGCUGCACCGCCGAGUCUGUGGCUAUGAUGAACUGGCUCCUCAGCCACGGUGCGAGCGCGUCGCAGUUCAUUCCGCUGCUAGGUAAGAACUUCCUGACGAACCCUGAAGAGGACGGAACGGUGCUGCACCUGCUCGUGCAGCUCGGGCAGCCGUCGCUGCUGCUGGAAGUGCUCGCGCUUGU